AUGGGAGGUGACCACGGCCACAACAAGAUGCCGUUGCCAGACUGGCGUCAGUGGAAAGUGGAGGGAACACCGCUGGAAUUCACGAAGCAGAGACUUGCAAACAGGGGUCUCAAGGACCCGUGGUUACGUAAUGAGGCAUGGAGAUACUCGGGCGGGUUUGCUCGUGCUGUGACUCUGUCAGAUGUGCUGUUCAGAGGAUUCAAGUGGGGAUUUGCUGCCUUUGCUGUCGCUCUGGCUGUAGAAUACACUAUGUUCCCACCAAAGAAGGGUGGCCAUUAAUUCUUAAAGUUGUCCCACAAAGCCAGACCAUAAUGUAGUGUGAUAAUAUUAUGUAUAUUUCUUUAUUAAAUGUCUUUUUGGCCACUGAA
Molecule: messenger RNA, 368 nt
Organism: Solea senegalensis (Senegalese sole)
Lineage: Eukaryota; Metazoa; Chordata; Actinopteri; Pleuronectiformes; Soleidae
Product: NADH dehydrogenase [ubiquinone] 1 beta subcomplex subunit 3-like
Exons: 2
Coding region: 1-279 (92 amino acids)
Biological process (GO): electron transport chain; mitochondrial respiratory chain complex I assembly
Cellular component (GO): mitochondrion
Source: RefSeq, a predicted model, not a curated record